Messenger RNA from Betta splendens (Siamese fighting fish), 3286 nucleotides. RefSeq names its product adrenoceptor alpha 2C (gene adra2c). Gene Ontology annotation, molecular function: alpha2-adrenergic receptor activity. Gene Ontology annotation, biological process: regulation of vasoconstriction; platelet activation; adenylate cyclase-activating adrenergic receptor signaling pathway. Gene Ontology annotation, cellular component: membrane. The coding region runs from base 505 to 1851 and encodes 448 amino acids. The transcript has a single exon. Lineage: Eukaryota; Metazoa; Chordata; Actinopteri; Anabantiformes; Osphronemidae. The record is from RefSeq and is a predicted model, not a curated record.
UGGAUUCAUUCUGAAUGGACAUUUCGGCUCGCUUAUUUGAACGCUUCCACCUCCUCUCCGGCGACCGCCGCGCUCCUCUCCGCUCCUCUGCGCUCCGGGGCGGAGCGGGCGGCCGCUGAAAAGCACGUGGUCGUUACAAACCUCUCUCAGGACCCAGCGGGGAGGCGGAGGAGGUGGAGAGACGCGGGCACAGUCGGGAUGAGCGAGGACGCGGCGAGGAGGGAGAGUCCGCGCUCGAGCCAUGGAAAUUCUGCACGCACAUUUACGGACUAAGGACCUAAAAGACAUCGCACGCCGCGAGCCUUAUUCUCAUUCUUUAUUUUAUGACCACGAUGACAGUUUUAUUAUAUCCAGAAGAGGGAAGAUCGCAGAUGAGGAGAGAAGAAAAACGCCGUCUGAAGGUUGUGGCGAAACGUGCGCGCUUUUAACGGCACAUUUUUACGGACUAUCUGCGCAGAUUUAAAAACAUUUCAAAGUCACACCUUGACUGCAGAGAGACUCAUAAUGGAUUUCUUCAACAUUUCCAGUCUGGAGGACGGGAUGGAGAGCGAUAACAUCUCCUCUAAUUCCACCUCCUCCGGCCAGUACACCCAGCUCGCUAUCUGGACUCUGGCAGGACUUGUCAGCUUUCUCAUUUUGUUUACAAUAGUCGGGAACGUCUUGGUUGUCAUCGCCGUUCUAACCAGCAGAGCUUUGAAACCACCCCAGAACCUUUUUCUCGUCUCCCUGGCCAGCGCCGACAUUCUGGUGGCCACGCUGGUCAUGCCGUUUUCUCUGGCAAACGAACUUAUGGGAUACUGGUUCUUUGGGAAAAUCUGGUGCGACAUCUAUCUGGCUCUGGAUGUUUUAUUCUGCACCUCUUCCAUUGUUCACCUGUGCGCUAUCAGCUUGGACCGGUACUGGUCGGUGACACAGGCGGUAGAGUAUAACUUGAAGAGAACCCCGAAACGGGUUAAAUGCAUGAUUGUGGUAGUCUGGUGGAUCUCAGCUGUCAUUUCCUUCCCACCACUCAUUUCCAUGACCAGAAGCAGCAGCGAGGACAGUCCUCAGUGUAUGCUAAAUGAUGAGACCUGGUACAUUCUCUACUCCAGCAUUGGAUCAUUCUUUGCCCCUUGUGUUAUCAUGAUCUUGGUCUAUAUAAGGAUCUACCAGGUGGCAAAGACCAGAACCAGAACAAUGUCAGAGAAGAAGAGGGACUCUCCCCUGGAGAAUGGGAUGGACAAAGCUGAACCAGGCAAAAGCGGUUCAAUGAAGUCCAACAGGGGCGGAAGUGUGAAAGAGCAGGAGCGGGAAAAUGGGCACUGUCAGGAACAGCCGGUCGGGUCGCCCCCACCGAACGAGACCAAACACCCCCAGACGGACCACGACGACGACUACGACGACAGCAGCUCAUCGGACGAGAAACCCAAGAAAAGUUCCAACUCCUCCAAGAACCACCACGACGACAGGAAGGACCGGAAGUCCAGUCGGAAGAGCAGCUCGGCCUCCAAGUACUCCAGCCGGAAAUCGCGGGCCAGUUCCAAGUCCAUGGACCUGUUCUCGUCUCGCCGCAAACGCCGGAGCACGGUCAACCGGAAGAAGGCCUCCGCCGCUCGGGAGAAGCGCUUCACCUUCGUCCUCGCCGUGGUCAUGGGCGUGUUCGUCGUGUGCUGGUUCCCGUUCUUCUUCUCCUACAGCCUGUACGGAAUCUGCCGGCGGCCGUGCCAGAUCCCGGAGACGCUGUUCAAGUUCUUUUUCUGGAUUGGCUACUGCAACAGCUCGCUCAACCCCGUCAUCUACACCAUCUUCAACCAGGACUUCCGCAGAGCCUUCCAGAAGAUCCUCUGCAAGUCGUGGAAGCGCUCCUUCUGAGAGGAGGGUGGGGGUGGUGUCCUGCAUGGCUCGGGUUCUGAUAGACACUUCGACCCACCUUCGGUUUCUUCAGGGAUUGCUCUUGAAAUGAAGAUGAAGGGAGGCUCCAUCAAAGGAUCGAACCGACGUGUGGAAAAAGGGACGGGAAACUCGCCUUUGGACUGUGGCAUGCGCUUCGGCUUACCCUCCCCGUCAUCCAGCCCCCCUCCCUUCAUUUGAGUAUGAUUCACGGCGGUUACUGUGAUGCAUGCAUGCCGCAGCGACUGCGCCGGAGGAGACGGGUUUACACAGAUACUUGAUCUGCAGCAUAACGUGACCUCGUUCGCUGAAUCCAACGCGAAGGCCUUGACAAUCUCCACGCGGCUGUUGUUCGUGGCGUCAGGAAAGUGGAUCCUAUCGUUUCUACCUUUCUCCCCCCUCCCCCCCCCCCCCCCCCCCCCCCCCCCCCCCCCUCUGCCUUUCUACUGCGUCACACUCUCGACACGAGGACCAAUGGGACGAAGGGGCUCUACGCUUACUGUUUCAGUAGCAAAACUGUUUCAACAAGAUCAACAACAACAAAAAAAAAAGUCAUCCUCGAGAAAACUCAUAUUUCUGCUUCUGUGUUAUGUGUGUGGCUUCAAUGAUGCUGCUAUGGAAACUUCUCAUCGGGACGUGUGUGUAUGUGUGUGUGUGUGUGUGUGUGUGUGUGUGUGUUUUGUUUACUUGAUGCAGUGGCAUGUGUAGUAGAGGGGCGUCACAGGCAAUUUCCUCACCCAGGCAUGUGGUUGCACCUCCCUGUUCCCUCUGAGAGAAUAGAUGGAAUAGAUGGAGCUCCGCUGAGGCAGAUGGCCGCCUACUGAGGCUCUGACUGUGCGAGUGUGUGUGCGGUGUGUGUGCGCGUGUGUGUGUGUGUGUGUGUGUGUGUGUGUGUGUGUGUGUGUGUGUGUGUGUGUGUGCUCCUGAGGAAACUUUUUCUUGUUUGUGUCAGAAAGAGAGACGGAGCGCACAAACCUGCUCUACCAAAUGGCCUGAUUCUCUUUGUCAAGGGUCUAUUCUCAUCCUUUUUUGUGUCUUAUGUCACAGGCACACAGUAAAAACACAAACACCUCAUUGUUUUCUUUUAUUGUCUGCUGCUCACGCGUGUCAGAACCUACACACAAGGAUGUGAAAGUGACGCUGGACGGUCAACAUUUUCGUCAUCGCAUCUCAUUUACGGCCAGAAGGGCUAAUGCUUUUCUCCGUGUGUAAAUAUUGGAGGGCAGUACAGUAUUAUUGUGUGGUGCUUCAUUAUCACACGUAUAAGUAUGAUAUAUUGUAUUGUUUGUAUAACGAACAGCACUCUGAAGAAUUUUCAUGUUACACUAAGCUCUGUCCUUUUCUAUGAGAACAAGUGUUUACUUCUCCACUUUGAGCACAUUCAAAAGAUCAAAUAAAGAGAUGAAUUCAAGUGUCA